GGUCAGGUGGCAGGUGCGACAUGGCAGUUGGUGGGAUUUCAUGGGCAUCUUGUUCCGUAUCAUGGAGCCUGUGUACGACCUGCUACGCAGGUUGGACCGCGGAGGGCUGCACAUGUCGCGGGUGGUUGAGUGGACACAGGAUCUGGCUCGCCGUGUAGCAGAGGAGGUUUAUGCACUUCCAACCGAUCUUGCACACUACAUUGUGCAGAGGGUGCAGGCUCGAUGCGCUCACAUGCUGGAGCCGGCGCACGCCGCUGCUCACCUUCUCUGUCCCAGCCGGCGGGACUUGCGGUACUUUGAGGGCGUGGUCAGCGACUACGACGCGAGCUUGGUGAGGGAGGCGGAGACUUACAUCUUGUCGCAGACAGGGUUUAGUGUGGCGAGACGCGACUACGAGACCGCAUGUGUGCAGUUGCGCAACUUCCACACACGGAGGGGGACGAUUGCUUGGGGGGGGAGAGACGGAGAGAGAGAUGCACAGAGGUGCACGGGCGAUGCGGAGACGUACGAGUCCGGGUGUUGGUGGUCGAGGUACGGGCAUUGCGCCCCGCAGUUGCAGGUUAUCGCUCUUCGUGUGAUGUACAUGUGGACGUGCUCCUCUCCUGCGGAGAGGAAUUGGGUCGUCCACGAGGGUGUACAGACGAAGAAGCGUAACCGGCUUGAGUUCGAGAAGGUCGCGAAGUUGGUUGAGAUCUCAGCCAACGUUCGCCUUCUCUCUCAUCAGCGGGCAGGCCGCGGGUUUGCGCUGCCGUGGACUCUAGAUGAGUCAUUGUUGGACGUGGAGGGAGGUAUCGGGAUUCGCCCCUCGUGGAAGGGGACGGACGAGAGCAGGACGCGGGAGGAGCUCGAGGAUCAGAGACGUUCAUGGCAGCGAGACCCAUGUGGGUCCAGAGCUCCUCCGGGUUAUGUGGGCGAUGUUUUUGGGACUCGAGCCGCCACAUUGCACCCGUACCCUCGAGACAACAGUGAUUCCGAGGGUGACGAGGACGAGGACGAGCCGGCGGGCCCCGCUACCGCCACUCCUGCGGCGGAUGAGCGUGAUGAGUGGAGCGACCCAGAGGACGUCCGUAGACGGAGUGGCAGAGAUGACCUGUUCGUUCCAGUUGAUUUGGAGGAGGAGUCUGGGGGUCGUCAUGGGAGCCCUGUAGAGCGUCCGAGGCCGACGUCCACUAGCCCGCUUCCCGCUGAGCGGAAGAGAGAUCCUGGGUCUGCACCUUCGAGGGGGGCAGAGUCGGGGAUUGGCCAUCGUCCUCUGGGUCGCUCUGGCAUGGCAUCAUCCACCGCUCUUCCCACUUCGACGGAGGAGCUUCAUCGACAGCCAGCCAGUGCAGAUCGAUUUCCUUCACCGGUGCAGGGGGACGACGGAGAUAGACAGGGGUUGGUUGGUGGAGAUGGUGGUGCGUUGGCCGGAGGUGGAGGCGGUGCCGAGGUUGCUGCGGCGUUUGAGGGGAUACCGAUGGGUGGCGGAGGCGGUUUCGGUGAGUUUGGUGACAUGGGUAUGCCCCCGGGAGGGAGCGUGGGUCCGGCCCAAGGAGAGAGCGAGUCCCGUGGGGACAUCAGUGUGGGUAUGCAGGACUUACUGGGACAGAUCAGCUUCGCGGACCCGAGUAGUUUCUCCCCUGCCAUGCGCGCAGAGGUGAUGUUGGGGGCAGAGGGGGAUGAGGACCGGACAUCCCCUGGAGAGACAUCUGAGGAGAGGUUGGAUAGGUUUGAUAGUCGUCGAGCUGCCCUCAUGGAGAGACAUCCCAGGAUGCAGGAGCUCGCCCGUCUUGCGGUCGAGGACCGACGGAGGCAGCUGGGGACAUUUACGCCGGCGUCCGUUGACGUAGGGCCAGCUGCCCACACGGAUCCUCCGGUAGAGGUUCACGACACCACGCAGCGGGAGGCGGCUUCAGCGGAGGUAUCAAGUACGGGAGUAGAUGUUCAACAGGGGACGCACGAGAGCGGGUUGGCACUGACAGAGGAGCCACGUUCAGAGCCGGCGCAGCCUCCUCCUUGUCCAACUGAGGCCCGAGGAUACAUUGCACGAGGUCGCGCGUGCCUCUGCCCGCGAGUUUAGUUGAGGGUGCCGUGCAGAUGUC
This is a messenger RNA of Chara braunii, 2081 nucleotides long. NCBI's taxonomy places the organism in Eukaryota, Viridiplantae, Streptophyta, Charophyceae, Charales, Characeae. The record is from the annotation of a GenBank genome assembly.